AUGGAAUACCUUCAGGAGUCAGAAAACGACAAAUGCGCCCUUACAAAAAUAGAGUUCCCGCCGCGAGGUGCUCGGCCUCGUUUCGAGCACUCGCCUCUGGAUCUUAAGACGCCUUCCAUCCGACUAGUGCGUAUCCUCCCAGACCUGUCCUUCUAUGGGCACAUUCAGUUGGAGAUUCGUCAUGCCACAACAGAGGAAACUUACGUCUGUCUCUCAUACGUGUGGGGCGAAGAACACACCCUUCGUUGGAUCAGAUUAGGCGGACGACUCUUUCAGGUCCGUCAAAACUUGCAUGCCUUUUUUUGGUCGGCAAUAAAAAAGCCGCACAUUCGCAGUGAAUGGCUCUGGAUUGAUGCGCUUUGUAUCGACCAGUCGAACAACUCUGAGAGGUCACACCAAGUACAGCAGAUGGGGCACAUAUUCAGUCACGCAGCCAAAGUCAUCUCCUGGCUUGGUGACGACAAAUUGAUCGCACAGUUCCUCCGCGAAAGCACAAACCCCCUUAGAUUGGACGCGUCGGCUCCCAUGCGCAUUCGCUCGGGUACGUUGGCUUUUUUUGAAAGCGACUAUUGGGCCCGCGCUUGGAUUACCCAAGAAGUCGGUUUGGCGCGCCUGAUUAUCUUCAUGGCAGGCGAAGAGGAAAUCGACCGCUGGCAGCCGCCAGAGGAGAAGGAAGACGACACUAUAUCGCAUCAAACAGUUGAACCGGUGUACUUCGAGAGUUCCUCGCAUCGGUGGAGGGGCAGGAGUCUCCUCUACCUUCUACAAAUCUUCUCCAGAAAGAAAUGCCGGAAUCCCAGUGAUAUAGUCUAUUCCUUACUGGGCUUGUGUGGCGAGGGUUCAGACCUUCAGGUCGACUAU
Molecule: messenger RNA, 861 nt
Organism: Alternaria alternata
Lineage: Eukaryota; Fungi; Ascomycota; Dothideomycetes; Pleosporales; Pleosporaceae
Product: HET-domain-containing protein
Exons: 1
Source: RefSeq, a predicted model, not a curated record